Messenger RNA from Sinocyclocheilus grahami, 1715 nucleotides. RefSeq names its product E3 ubiquitin-protein ligase RNF19A-like. Lineage: Eukaryota; Metazoa; Chordata; Actinopteri; Cypriniformes; Cyprinidae. The transcript is spliced from 4 exons. The annotation marks the transcript as partial. The record is from RefSeq and is a predicted model, not a curated record.
UCAUCCUCAUCCUCAGCCUCCACCUCUGAACUGCUGGAGUGCCCGCUGUGCCUGCUGCGCCACACCAGAGACCGCUUCCCUGACAUCAUGACAUGCCACCACCGCUCUUGUGCCGACUGCCUCCGACAGUAUCUGCGCAUCGAGAUCUCUGAGAGCAGGGUCAACAUCAGCUGCCCAGAGUGCUCCGAGCGCUUCAACCCCCACGACAUCCGCAUGAUACUCAACGACCGUGUGCUCAUGGAGAAAUAUGAGGAGUUCAUGCUGCGCCGCUGGCUGGUGGCCGACCCUGACUGCCGCUGGUGCCCUGCUCCAGACUGCGGGUUGCAACUUUACAGAUCUUGUAUACUGUAUGCACAAACAGCUUGUAACACUCCAAAGACAAAGGAAAACCUGAAAUCACAUCACAUGACUCCUUUAAAUGUGCUGUUUGUGUUUCUCAGGUUGGAAGUUCAAGCUGAUGUCCAAAAGGAGCGUUGCAGUCUGAGCGGGGAGUCCGGCACCGUCAGUCUGGGGACAAUCAGCGACAACGCUAGUACCAAAGCAAUGGCUGGAUCCAUUCUCAAUGCCUACCUGCCUCUGGACAGGGAUGGGAACAGUAUGGAGGUGCAGGUGAAUGUGGAGUCCAAGCGAGGGAAGCUCAGGCACCACAGUGGCAGCAGCAGUAUGGACGACGGCAGCAGCGGAGGACACGGGCCCGGCGUUUGCCCCGCCGGCUGUCCCCACGAGGGCAAGUGCGUUACCUCUCGCUGGGCCAAGGAGCCGUCCUCCACCUCUUCCUCCUCCUCCGGCAAGAAGUGCAAAGGUAAGCUGCGCAAAAAGAGCGGCGGAACCAAGAUCAACGAAACGCGAGAAGACAUGGACGCCCAGCUGCUGGAGCGCCGCAGCACCAACUCCAGCGAGUUAGACUCGCCCUCUCUGAGCGGCAGCCUGCCGUCUGUGGCCGACUCACACUCCAGCCACUUCUCAGAGUUCAGCUGCUCCGACCUGGAUGCCUGCAGACCGCCCUGCUUUGAGUCUCACGUCCGACAACCCAACACGGGCGGAGCGGUCAGCCCACUUCCAGAGGUCGAGAACGACCGGCUGGAGAACUGUCCCGUUCCGCAAGCUGCGGUCGCCCCUCUGACACCUGACGGGCCGGCAGAGCGCCCGCUAUGCUACAUUGCGGAGGAGAAUGUGAGUUUAAUAUGCGCGGCUGCCGCGGGCCAGAGCUCGCCUAAAGAACGCAAUAACCUUCCUCAGCCGACUAGUCCUGUGCGUAACGCCUGCGUUCAAACAGAGAUAUAAGCAGACACACAUGCUAGCUUUCACAGCUAACCUUCAUUACCAAGGAUUGCACACUGAACUGAAGAUUUCAAAGCUCGUUUCAUGGAGGUUUAACAUCCCGGUUGGUCAAUUGUUUUGUUUUGUUUUUUUUUGAACGUUAGAGAAGGAAGGGCAGGAGGAAAAGGCUCAAGGUUUCAGAAAGAUCGCUGUGAUCAAAGGUUACCGUUUGACCGACACUCGGUCAGCGCUUACAGUUGGACCGAAGCUUGGAUAAGAUUCAGAAAGGCAACAGAUGAAUGUAAGGCGGGAAGUGAUGCACAGAGACUGAAGAUGCUGAUGUAGCUGUCAAUCACACAUGCCUCUGUUUCAGUGUUCAGUGUCGCUGAGAUGAAGAACCUCACCGGCGAGGAGUGAGACGUGUCCAGCUCGUUUUUCAACCCCAAAAUUAAAAG